UCUUUUUCUUGUUUAUUUGUUACUGGGUCCAAAUCUCCAAUACAAACUGCUCCCUUUUCCCUUGUUUUAUCUUUCAUUCUUUGCUUAUAAACCAUUUCUCUUCCGAUCCGAUCAUCCGUGUUAUUUUUUUUCAUCGAAAACGACGGCGAGGAAUGGGAGGGAUGGACGUCGAAGGGGGAAUCGCGAGGAAGCUGUGGAACAAAUUCAGGAGCGAAUCGGUGUUUGUUAAUUACACUCCUUUCUUCGUUUGCGUUGCAGCUGGGAAUUUAAGUGCCGAUUCUUUCCAGCACUAUAUCUCUCAGCAUGUUCAUUUACUCAAUGCCUUUGUUCACGCGUAUGAAUUAGCGGAGGAAUGCGCUGAUGAUGACGAAGACAAGCAGGCAAUACGAAAGCUAAGGAAAUAUAUUCAAGGCAAGCUCAAUUCAAACGACUCUCUCGUCCAAGAAUGGGGCUUUGAACUACCAGAGGAGAGAAUUCCGACAAAUACAACUAUUAAGUAUACGGAUUUUUUGUUGGCAACAGCCUCUGGUAGAAUUGAAGGAGAAAGAGUCCCCGGUAAACUUGCAACCCCUUUUGAGAAGACAAAAGUUGCUGCUUAUACACUUGGCGCUAUUGCACCUUGCAUGAGGCUCUUUGCCUUUAUGAAUAAAGAGAUCCAAGCUCUUCUAGAUCCUAAUGACGGCAGUCACAUUUACAAGAAGUGGAUUGGUCAUUAUUGCUCUCAAAAUUUUGAGGCUUAUGCUUUUCGAAUUGAAGAGCUGCUGGAUACACUAAGUGUAACUUUAACAGGUGAAGAGCUGGAUGUCAUAGAAAAAGUCUACCAUCAAUCUAUGAGACUGGAAGUAGAAUUUUUCUCGUCUCAACCAAUUAUACAGGAAACGGUGGUCCCUUUGUCUCGGACUCUAGACCCUGCAGUGGGUGGUGAACUCUUCAUAUUUUGCGACUUUGACUUGACUUGCGCUGCUUUUGAUUCCUCUGCUAUAUUAGCAGAGAUUGCAAUCAUAACAAGGCCAAAGGCAGACUCUGGUGGAUCUGAAACCCAACUUGCUCGGUUGUCAUCUGCCGAUUUGAGGAGCAUAUGGGAUGUCCUUUCUGCCCGGUAUACCGAAGAGUUUGAACAGUGUAUAGAAAGCAUCAAAACAACCGAGACAGCAACAAGUUUCAGUUAUGAAGGUCUCUGUGAAGCACUUGAGCAAUUUGCACAUUUUGAGAAGGCUGCAAAUUCAAGAGUGGUUCAGUCAGGAGUACUUAAGGGUUUGAAUCAAGAGGAUAUAAAAAGGGCUGGCCAAGGUUUGAUCCUUCAAGAUGGUUGUAAAGGGUUUAUCGGGAGAAUCAUGAAAAAUGAAAAUCUCACUGCUUCUUUGCAUGUACUUUCUUAUUGUUGGUGUGGGGAUCUCAUUCGUUCGGCAUUUUCAACAGGGGAUGUAAAAGCUCUAAAUGUUUGCUCCAAUGAGUUAGCUUGUGAAGAGUCCAUCACCACAGGGGAAAUCAUUAAGAAGUUAGAGUCUCCCAUGGAAAAGCUCCAGACUUUCAAUAACAUAUUAAACAACAGAGACCAAGAUAGCCAGCACUUGACAGUUUAUAUUGGAGGCUCGGUCGGUGACUUACUCUGCAUGCUCAAAGCAGACAUAGGUAUCAUGAUGGGUUCAAAUCCCACCCUAAGACGAUUGGGGGAACAGUUUGGCGUUUCUUUUGUGCCAUUGUUCUCCGGUUUGGUGGAGAAACAGAGAGAGGUGGUGGAAGAUAGUUGUUCUAAUUGGAAAAAGCUUUCUGGCACUUUAUACACGGUCUCUAGCUGGGAUGAGAUACAUGCAUUUAUUCUGGGUUCAUCACCAUAAAUCCUUCUCUCUGCUUGAUCAAAGGAAGCAAUUUACAGUCAUUAUAUAUACAUAUAGAAAUCUCAAUUGUGGCUAAUUUUUCUCAAGGUCCACAGGUCAUCCCUGAUUCUUUUUUUUACUUAUUUCAUUAGGGACUGCCAAACAAAUUCAACAUACAGAUCCUGGUAUCACAGGUACAAUUGUGUAGUUACUGAAGCAAGUUCAUUAUCCGAUGUUUUGGCUCAGUUGUCAUUUGAGUUGCAUUUAAGAAAGAA
This is a messenger RNA of Hibiscus syriacus, 2092 nucleotides long. RefSeq names its product bifunctional TH2 protein, mitochondrial-like. The record is from RefSeq and is a predicted model, not a curated record. Bases 153 to 1838 code for a protein of 561 amino acids. NCBI's taxonomy places the organism in Eukaryota, Viridiplantae, Streptophyta, Magnoliopsida, Malvales, Malvaceae. The transcript is spliced from 6 exons. Gene Ontology annotation, cellular component: cytosol.